Molecule: messenger RNA, 6330 nt
Organism: Acanthoscelides obtectus
Lineage: Eukaryota; Metazoa; Arthropoda; Insecta; Coleoptera; Chrysomelidae
Source: the annotation of a GenBank genome assembly
GAUUUGUAUGAAAUCUUGUCGGAAAGUGACUGCUUUACCAACGACAAGAUGGUUUUCAAAUACUUCUACAUGGUUUUCUUUUGUUUCAGUAUAUCUCAUGGCUGUGAUGUUCGUGUACCUCGCAGAUGGCCAACAGCAGUACUUCAGGGUCGUGCCGCGUGACAUGAAGGUUCAGGAAGGUGGUGAAGCGAUGAUGGAAUGCGAGGUUGCCAAUUUGGCGGGUCAAGUUCAGUGGACGAAGGAUGGCUUCGCUUUAGGUUUCUCGUCAGUGAUUCCAGGAUUUCCUCGGUAUUCUGUAAUCGGCGACCGACGGCAUGGAGUUUACAACUUGCGAAUUAGCAACGCAUCUUUGGAAGAUGAUGCGGAAUACCAAUGUCAAGUGGGACCUGCGAGGAUGCACAAGGCUAUCAGAGCGAAUGGGAAACUUAGCGUUAUAUCACCUCCUUCCUCGGUAGAAAUCGUGGACCACGCUCAUAACUCGAAAAUAGAAAUAAAGGAAAACCAGGAGUUUCAUCUGGAGUGCCGGGUAAGGCACGCCAAGCCGGCGGCGAAAAUUGUGUGGUACAGAGGAAACGUGGAAAUUAAUAUACCAAAUCGUGAAGACAAUGUUGUCGAAUCGCCACCGCCUCCGACCAGUGUAGCAGGCAAGCCGCAAGAUAGACGAGCUAUUAGAUAUGACACUCACUCUAGGAUAUCCCUAAAGCCAACUGCUGAGGACGAUUACGCGGAAUACAGUUGCGAAGCUCGGCACGAAGCAUUGUCUCCCGAUGUGCCGGUCAGAGCUACAGUACAGUUGAGCGUGUUGUAUCCACCAGGAAUGCCUUAUAUCGAAGGGUACACGGAGGGCGAGACGGUCAGAAGAGGUCAAACAGUUGAACUUGUAUGCAGAAGCAGAGGCGGCAAUCCCCCGGCUCAGCUCAUAUGGUACAAAAACGGUGAACAAAUCAGGAUGGCGUAUAGAACGGCAGGACGAGUAUCAGAAAAUGUGUACACGUUCACAGCUGAUGUCAGCGACAAUAAGGCGAGGUACAAAUGUGAAGCAAGUAAUGUCAUGUCCAAGUCGCCAUUGAAAGCUGAAAUCGAUAUGACCGUAUUGUUCGCGCCAUCGCAUGUAACGAUAUCAGGUCCAACGGAGGCAAGGGUAGGUGAUCCCGUACCGUUGACUUGCACGACAGCAAACUCUAACCCACCAGCAGAAAUCAAAUGGACUGUGGCGGGAAGGCAAGUACGAAACGCGACUUCGAGGACAGUUGUGUCGCCGGAAGGAGGCUGGAUUACCACUUCCAAUAUUACUACAGUUGUAGAACCCAACAGGAGGAGCCUAGUAGUGAUCUGCCAUGGUCUGAAUAUGCAGCUUACUGAAAAUGUCGUCUCGACUCACACCAUCAACGUGCUAUAUCCGCCAAAUCCCCCCGUAAUCCAGGGUUACGUUGCCGGCUCCCACAUACCGGCGGGCACUGUUCAAAAAAUCUCCUGUACGUCAUCCGGAGGGAAUCCUUUGGCGAUACUCACGUGGUACAAGAAUGACAAGAAAAUCCAUUCGACGGUGAAAACCACGGACCGGUCUGUGUCUGCGGAAAUCACAAUUCUGACCAACGUCACUGAUAACGAAGCCAGAUAUAGAUGCGAAGCGGCGAACUCUGCAACUGAAAUACCGCUAUUUGAGACGAUCACAAUGAGUGUAUACUUUCCACCCGACCACGUACAAAUUCGUCAAGAACCUGCGGAACUCAAGCCUGGCGAGGAAGCGACGUUGAUUUGUGACUCUAGCUCUAGCAAUCCACCUGCUAAGCUGUCAUGGUGGCGUGAAGGUAUACCUGUACAAGGAAAAAUGAACGGUACUAAGCCAGGUCUACACGGCGGCAUCAUUUCUACUAUUGAAAUGAAGUUGAAUAUUACUGAAGAUAUGAAUGGUAUCGUUUAUACGUGUCAAGCCACCAACGAAGCAUUGGAGAGAUCAGUGCACGAUUCUGUCACCCUGCAAGUUCUAUACAAACCUGUAUUUAACAAAAAUAACGAAGAAUCAGUAACUGGCUUAGAGAACGAACCUCUCAUUAUCCAACUAAAAGCGGACGGUAACCCAACGAAUAUCGAGUACACGUGGACAAAGGACGGACUACCCAUAACGUCAGAAUCGUCUUCCACCGGGAAUGAAAGAAUAGUUUCUGAUGGGCCCACUCUCAACAUCACACGACUCAGUAGGCAUGACGCCGCCACUUACACUUGCGAGGCUGUCAAUUCUCAAGGAAGCAGUGUUGCGACUGUCAACAUCACCGUUCAAUAUCCUGCUUCCAUAAUCCAGACCAGUGAAAAUGUGGUGGUGAAUCCAAAGGAGGACGCAACCCUGUCAUGCACUGCUGAUGGUAACCCGCUUGCAGAUGACACGAUCACCUGGAAGCGAGACGAUUUUCCAGACUUUGCUGCGCGCACUUCCGUGAUGUACGACAAAAACGGCACGUCGUACUUGCGAGUUUUGGGAGUUAUGAGGGAGGAUUUGGGUGCUUUCACGUGUAUAGCAAAUAACGGAGUUGGGAAUGCGACCUCGAAGGACGUUAUGCUGAUUGUGAAGCACAAACCGGAGAUAGACGACAGUCCGCAAUACAUGAAAUUCGCCAGCGAUGCUGGCAAUACCGGCAAACUGAUUUGCAGGAGCCAGGCAUCGCCAUUGGCGCGUUACACCUGGGCGAGGAACGGCUCUCCGAUCAAUUCUAACACCACCGGCAAAUACUACAGCACGUAUCGCCAAGUCAGUCAACUGGUGUCCGAGUCGACGCUAUGCAUCACCCACGUGACGUCCGCGGACUAUGGCAGCUAUGAAUGCGUCGCCCGGAACGAGCUCGGUUUCUCAACCAUCUCACCCAGACUGGAGAUCACCGCGGUGCCGGAUCCCCCCGCGCAAUUGAGCGUCGUCAAUAUCACUCACGAUGCGGUCACAUUGAUGUGGGUGCCUGGGUUCAAUGGAGGGAUGGAGGCGUCUUAUAGAAUCAGAUAUCGCAAGCCUGAUGAGGAUGUUUACAAGUACGAGGAUGUGCUGCACUCCAACCUUACUGUGCACACAAUUAAAAACCUUGAGAUAGAUACGCAGUAUGUUUUCUCCAUUAUGGCCUCGAACAAGCUUGGAAGUAGCAAAUAUUUGCCUGACCUACUAUCUGCAAAGACAUCAAUGUAUGUUGGUGACCAUCUUCAGAAAGCCAUCCCUGAAGAACUCUUGGAACGGCAAGAUUUGCCUAGAAUUGUUAUUAUCAGCGUCUCCAUCAUUGGCGUCAUUCUUUUGUUUAUCAAUAUCGGGUUAGUCGCUGGAUGCGUACUGAGGAGACGCGCAAAAAGAAUGAGAGAACAAAGCAACCCAACAAACAAGACAGCUACCAUUGAAAUGUACGCGCCAAGCAGUUACAAUGACACUGUGACUGGAGAAACUUUAUCAUCAGUCAGUGAGAAGAGCGAAACUUACAGCAAUGAAGGCAGUAACAAUGACUAUGCGAGCGACUCUAGGAACCAAAUGGGCAACUCGUACCUGCUGGAGCAUCAGCAUCAACCGCCACCCGUUACAGUAGCUGCAGAUUAUCCAGGUGCGUACCCAGUGUACGAGAUGCAGUUGCCUUCGGGUGGUUUGUCGAUGGCCCACAAGACACACACUUUGCCCCAUCCCCACCAUCAUCAUCACCACGCCCACGACCAACGGCCGCGGGCUAGAGACGACCAGAGUCUCGGCUAUCACGGUCAUGGCAUGUCAGGGAAAUCGUCGUACGUGAGUGCGCCAACGCCAACACCCCCAGCAGAUGGUUCCUACUACAACAUGUCGGACCGUUAUCUCUCCUACCCCCCACCACUGGAUUUCCAGACACCGCCUCCCGUGCCUGCUCACCCCCAUAUGGGUCACACCCACGGGGCACCCAUCACUCCGCCCCUCUCGUCCAACGGCUCGCUUUUACGUCACCAGCGGAGCAUAGACCCUCCCCCUGACGUGCUUCACAACACCAGUCAGAACGCACAGAUCCUGCAAGCACAGACACUAGCUCAAAAACGCGAGCUGACCAGCUUCGGCAAUGGUUAUGGCGUGAACGAGCAGGAGGGUCACCUCGUGUGAAAUCCGGCCGAUAUUUUGUACGUUUUGUAAAGAGUAUGUUAGAUAUUUGUUCAUAAUACUUUUAUACUUCGGAUUUGUCUGAAUGUUACAUUCUUCGGGCUCAGCGUAAUAAUGCUUCGAUUGUAUAAUGUUUCGCCGUUCUAUAAAUCAGCAUCAGAUAUGUACAUAAAUUAAUGUUUUCCAUAUUUAUGUCAAUAUAUAGAAUUAUUGAUACGAAGUAAUGCAAUGUUUUGAUGGUAACGUUGUGUCAUGUAAGUAGAGCAUUAUUACACUAGUUAAACUCUAAACUGACUGAAACGCUAGUUGAGACGAUAUGCGAUGUGAGUCCAAUUUCAACUAAGUGUUGCAUAUCAGACUGCUGCAAUCACAGUGACGCAAUACUCGAUCGAUGUGAUGUAUGGAAGGUGAUAUUGUUUUUCUGAAAUAGCUGCUAUAUUUAACUCCUUAAAUUUUCAACUCGAGCACCACAAAUUCAUCAUUACAGAAAGCGUACGUGAUGGUUCAGCUAUUUUUUAGAUUAGGUUUGGUGUCUGUUAAGUUUCCCUCGUUAUCACGUGAAUAGACCAAACUGCUCAUAUUAUAAUAGCCCGGACGGCCAGCCGUUUAUCGAUAAUAAUUUUUUCCUACCUUUUCACUGUGUUGGUCUAUAUCAUGAACCCGGAAACUAGUGUUCAAAACCUAUCUGAAACGACAACUAAAUAAGUCAUAGACUGUUUCGUAUUAUGUUCCGGCCUCGUCUCGUAAAUAGAACAAUUGUAGUACCCCGUUUCCCGGCCAAACCCACGAGCGAAGAAAAGCUGCUCACCACGCCCUUCCACCUUCCUCCUCUCCGGCCGCUGGCUAACAAACGCUCAUUCCUUAUUCUCGUACCACAUUUUCGGGGGGAAGGUGGAAGGGCGUGGUUUGGCCGGAAACGGGGUACUACAAUUGUUCUAUUUACUUCGUCGAAGCCUUCACGUAAUUAAGAUCGAACAUUACUUACAUGCUGUCAUUCACAUCGUUAUAAUGAUGAAUAAAUCUAGUGCUAUAUCGUAUUUACUACCUGUACCAAUUUCUGAACCAACGGAAAUGCUAAGCAUACAUCGAAGAACAAACUAUUAAUAAAUAAAUAACUUCUUUUUACACAUCGAGUGUAUUUGUCCAUUAUCUCUGCACAUAUUAACUUUAUUAGUUGUGGAAGUUUGUUGGUUGAAAAUUUAUGGUGUAAGGCUAUAUUCAGUUAUUCUACAGGGUAUCCUUGAUUUGUGCUGACAUUGUAAAAGUCUAUCCACCAUACGAUAAGCCAUUUUGUUACCCAAAGUACAUUUUGAUACAUGUCUAGGCAAGGUAAAUGAAACAUUUUUCCAUGAGGAACUAAUUUUGGUAAUCGGAGUUUCUUGAUGUACUUGUGGAAUGGCGUGUUGGUGAAGGUAUCUGCCACUCCACAAUGUAGGAAUGGCCUAAACGUAUGAGGGCUAAUUUAGAAGAAUUUUUGAGUUCAUAAGUGAGACUGAGUAUAAUGUUUUGUUGAAUUCUUAGAGGCGCUGUUUUAUUUCAUAAUAUGUGGAGGAAACUAAGAAGUAAUGGAUUUAUAUAGCGGGAAUCUGGUAUUUAUACUAUGUUGCAGUAUUGACCGUAACAUGAUUAUCCAUAUCUAAUGAUAUGUAAAAAAAUGACUGUUUUACCAAAUAGAGAGAUUGUAUAUUUGAUUUUCUUCAAUAUGUUUAUUUUCGGUCGUUGUUAUAUACUAUUGAUGUAUAAGAAUUCUUGUUUUGCGUUUGGAUAAGAGGAGAUAAUUUAUUCGUUUCGCACUUUUGUUUGUAAUUUAAGUCCGUUUUCAGCAAAAUGGCUGGAAAUAUUGUUGCUGAUAAUCAGUUGUAGAUAAUCGACUAUUGAUGUGAUUUCAACCUAUGCGAAUAACCAUUAUUUGAUGUUACACUAUAUUUUCUUACUGCCUUGUAAAUCUUCAUUUUUUUGAGAAUGUACAUAUGUUUUUUGUUAACUGAAAGAUUUACAUUUUAUUGUAUAUAAAAACUAGAUGUAAGGUAUUAUUUAAUCAAAAACCUAAUUUACUAGUCCAGUUUAUCAACCAAAGUGUUUCUUUUCUAAAACCUCUUUUCAUUUGCUUAUUUUUUCUUGCCACACCUUACCUGAUAUUGAUUUCUUGUCUCAUAUUAUCUUUAUUUGAUUAAUGAUAUUAUUAGAAUCGUGUACAUUACAAGUUUGUAUCAGUUUUGAUUAAGGAAUAAACAUUUCAAGUUUUA